CUUUCGCUCACGUGACCACUGACCAGCAUCUCAGUCAAUCGAGAAAGUCUCUCAUUACACUCACUCCGCUAAUUCUGCAAGUUUUCGUUGGCCAUUCGCUAGCUGUGUUUGACAGUCAUUAUGGAAGCAUUCCAGCUCCUUUCUCGAGGAGGUGCACGCUUUGACAAACAGAGAUUCAAGGCUGACGUCCAGAUAUUUAAUAAGGCACCAGCAAAAGACGUUAAAGGAAAGGGGGCCCUGAUAUCGCAUGAUGCACAAUUACCUGCAGAGUUGGACUUUUUCAAAUAUGCUAAAGCUUCUGCCGGGAAGCGGAAAGCUGGGGAAAAAGAGAGUGACGUUCAUGCCGAAGACAAGCAAGGAAAGGUGGAACGCAAGCGUCGGAAGAUAGAAGAUGAAUCAAUGCACUCAGACGGUGAUCACAUUGGUGCAGAGGAAGAGGCGCCCACCAUGCAGAAACAUCGCGUGACUGCCAAAGGGUCAGAUGUACCUGAACCAAUUGUGUCCUUCGAGGACCUGCGCGAACGAUAUCAAGUCUCUCCGCGUCUGUUAUCAAACCUUUCUGAAAACAGUUACAAACAUCCUACUGGGAUUCAGGCUCAUGGGAUUCCGAUUUUGCUUGAGCACCGUGACCUUGCUGCUAUCUCGCCCACGGGUACGGGUAAAACCCUAGCAUAUCUGAUGCCCAUUAUGUCUGCCCUGGGUUCCCCGAUAUCUAGUAUGAAGAACGAUGGAGGUCGCGGAGUCCGAGCUGUUAUUCUUGCGCCGACUCGGGAAUUGGCACACCAGAUUCACAAUGAGUGCCUGAAACUCGCUGCUGGGCGUAAAUGGCGCGCGGUCCUGUUUAGCAAAGCUACAGCUAGUACCCUGAGCGACAAGAACGUUAGAGACAAAGUAGACAUCAUCGUCAGCACACCCCUUCGGCUAGUAGCCUCCAUUCAGGAAGGAAAUCUGGAGUUGAAUAACGUGCAAUAUCUUGUAUUGGAUGAAGCCGACAGAAUGCUUGAUUCUGAAUUCUUGUCUCAAGUCCAAGAAGUUAUCGGGGCAUGCACUCAUCCGAACAUACAAAAGGCGGUUUUUUCCGCCACUUUACCUGCUGGUGCUGAGAAACUUGCGAUGGGGAUUCUUAGGAACCCCAUACGUAUCAUUGUUGGUCUCAAAGAUACUCCGCUCCCGUUGAUCGCACAAACUCUUACAUAUGUGGCCGAUGAUGCCUCCAAGCUCCCAAGUCUGCUGACGCAUCUUUCUCAACCAUACAACCCGCCUCUCCUUGUCUUCACAUCCACCCAGCCAAGAACAACGUCGCUUGCAGAGGAGUUGACAAUGAACGGCAUUUCAAAUGUGGACUGUCUUCAUGCUGGGAUGACCAAAAAAGAGCGUGAUGAUGCAGUAAGCAGGAUGCGCCGUGGUGACAGCUGGGUUAUGGUGACCACAGAGGUCAUGGCUCGUGGCAUGGACUUCAAAGGCAUCCGAGAGGUGAUCAAUUACGAUUUCCCAACUAGUAUCCAGAGUUACGUCCAUCGAAUAGGCCGUACGGGUCGCGCCGGGCGGGAGGGAAAAGCUGUGACUUAUUUCACAGAUGAAGAUGCACCUUUCUUAAAAGCUAUUGCCAACGUGCUGUUACAGUCCGGUUCUUCGGUUCCAGAAUGGAUUCUCAAACUUCCGAAACCGUCAAAAAUGAAGCGAAAACAGAUGGGCAAGGUGAAGCGAGCAGAUACCGUGAAUGAUGCCCGCAAAAUAGGUCGCAGUGAUGCGAUUAAGAAGAGGGAGAUGAUCGCGGGUUCGAAGAGGCGGAAAGAGAAAGAGUUCCGUGAAGCCGAUAAAAAAAACGGCGUCGGGGAAGAGGACAGAUCAGAUAAAUGAGUGUGUAGAUUCUUCUUUCGAAAACUCGAGAAAGCACGUCGUUUUUUUACUGUCAAUGUCAGAAGGCCUCAAGUAUUGAUGAACAUGUCAUAACGGCAUUGGCAGCACUGGUAUUCCAAAAUUCUUUGAGCUACAAGAAGCUUGAAAAUGCUAUGUAUUUCCUUGCAAGGAACCAACCCUGGUCAAGAUAACGACUCGUUCACCGAAACGUGGGCGUAAACGAUAAUCGAUGGUGAGCGGCUGACGAUGAGCAAAUCAUUUAAUGUGAUUAUGUGAAAGGUGAAGGGAGG
Molecule: messenger RNA, 2150 nt
Organism: Suillus clintonianus
Lineage: Eukaryota; Fungi; Basidiomycota; Agaricomycetes; Boletales; Suillaceae
Product: P-loop containing nucleoside triphosphate hydrolase protein
Exons: 9
Coding region: 121-1860 (579 amino acids)
Biological process (GO): maturation of SSU-rRNA
Molecular function (GO): ATP binding; nucleic acid binding; RNA helicase activity
Source: RefSeq, a predicted model, not a curated record